Messenger RNA from Mercenaria mercenaria, 3366 nucleotides. RefSeq names its product trichohyalin-like. The record is from RefSeq and is a predicted model, not a curated record. NCBI's taxonomy places the organism in Eukaryota, Metazoa, Mollusca, Bivalvia, Venerida, Veneridae. The transcript is spliced from 8 exons. The coding region runs from base 78 to 1064 and encodes 328 amino acids.
UACGAAACACCGUUUUGUUUACCUUCGAAACUGAAAGUAGGAAUUUUCGGAAAAGGAAAACCAAAUUAAGUUCAGUAAUGAGCAAAACAUUCACAUCUAGACCUGGAUUGACUAAUUCUCGAGGCAGAGGUAGGGGCAGCCAGACAAGACAAGUAGAAGCAGUUAAUGCCAACAGAUUAGAACAAACGAAUCGAGGAACAGAGGCAAGAGCUGGAGCAAGACCACGGGUGGCACAACCACGGCCACAGGCACAGGUGCAGCCUCCACCAUUUGGACGAUCUAGGAUGGCAGGACAAGAACAGACAGAUUUACCGACCGGAGAUGAAAACCAAGGUUCUGGUGCAGAAAGAAGGAUGACAUAUCAAGGUGGAUACAGCAUGAUUGCCCCAGACCAGCGACGGAGGGAGCAGAUUAACCAAGUUGCUCAGAGAGAAACACAAGCAUAUCAGGAACAUAAACAACAGAACACCCCUGGCUCUUUCAACUAUGUAGGAACUGCAGGUGGAGGGCAGUUGACACAAGCUGAAGCAAGAAGAAAACUGAUUCAGGAAAGUCCUUCUAAAACACAAAAGCUGCUGAAGAAAGAGGAGAAAAAAUCCUAUUUCAAACAGAAGGAAGAAGAAGAAAUACAGAAGAAGAAAGAAGAACAGAGGAGAAAGGCAGAACAAAAUGAGAAGAGAAAGAAAGAGGAAGCGAAAGCUGCUGAACACAGAUGGGACAACCAGAGAAAAGUGGCAAAUGAAGCCUUCCUAAGGAGAUUUGAGAAUAAAAGUAAAAGACUUGCAGGAGCGAAACCAUCUUCAAGUACUCAGCCAACACCGAAUACAUCUUCAUCAGAGUCGUAUGAGAGAUUGCAGCCAGAAGGUGCUGUGGGAAGUUCAUUUCCAGUUGCCAUGGACACUCAUCACUAUUCAGACACAGAUGAAGAACUUAGUUCAAUGGAAACACGAAGAGUCAGUCAGCUAGCUGCUAUUUUUCCACAGUAUCCUGAAACAGAACUUUUGGAAAUACUAAAACAGGUUGACUUCUCAUUGGAUUCAGCUGUAGCCAUUCUACAGGACUGAUGUAAUGGGAUUGUUUUUACUGUGAUAUGAAUGUUGACUAGUGAAGGUUAAUUUGUCAACAUCAGUUUGCAUGAUUUACAUUGAAAUUAUGUAUUUUCUGAAUUUUUCAUAGCAUUACAACAUUUGAUAUUAUUCAAAUCUGAGUAUAAGACCAUUCUUGGUAGAUUCAAAACAUUGUCUUAAUUUCCAUGUGUUCUUUAGUCACUGUUAACGUACACAGCACAAUGUUUAAGUUUUAAAUGUAACUUUUAGUCUCUUAAAGCAUGGUAGUUUCUGUUCAUAGAUGAUAUUUAGUACAAACGUUUAUGUGGGAUAUUGAAAUAGUUUGUAUUUCAUGAAUUUUUCAUAACAUUCCCAUAUUCUAAAUAGGGCAUAAUUUCUCAUGUGAUUUAGUAAUGAUUUUGGAUAUUUUAUGAACUUUAUUGAAUUGAAUACUGAACUCCUUUUAUUUGAUAUGCAGACUGAAGGUUCAGAAGAAAAGAAACAGUUAAUUCCAAAUUUAUAGAUAAUUUUGAGGCAUGGGGGUAUUGAAACUUAAAAUUGAAAGAGCACUAUUUUAAGUUUAGGAAUAUAUUUUGAAAGACUUUUUCUUAUAAACAGCUUUUUCUUUUAACGUAAAAUUUAUCAAGAAUUGAAAUAAAAAAGAAAUGACAAUAUUUCUGGCAAAUUUUAUGAAAGAAAAACUCUAUCUCUUGACUUGUAGUUGGCAUUGAAGCUUCUGAACAAUCUAUGAAAACUACUAUAUCAUCAGGCAAAAAGGACAGGUUGCCACUGGUAGCAGGUGGCUAGAUACAAGUCACUGCAUUGGCAUAUACAUUAUUAUAAAAAAAGAAUCAUAUUUUUAUAUCUUUGUUGGGGAUUUACUAUUAUAUACCAUAUUUCAAAAUGUCUUUAAAGAAAUCUGUAGACAAAACAUUAUUUGGAAAGUUAAGAUAUUUUGGCUGCAUUUAAUUGUCAUCCUGUACCUUGACACAGUUGUUAAGAGCAUGUUUUCAAGGUAAAUGCCUUGUGGCUUAUAUAUCUGUUUUUCAUGAGUGGGUCAUUUCUAUCAUAUUUUAAGGAUUUUCAUACUUAACAGGAUUGUUACCUUUUAUGCUACAUUUUGUCAUUGUAUGAGCCAUGCCAUGAGAAACCAACAUAGUGCGUUUGUGACCAGCAUGGAUCCAGACCAGCCUGUGCAUCCGCACAGUAUGGUCAGAAUCCAUACUGUUCUCUUUCAAAGCCUAUUGCAAUUAGAGAAACCGUUAGCGAACAGCAUGGAUCGUGACCAGACUGCGCGGAUGCGCAGGCUGGUCUGGAUCCAAGCUGGUCGCAAAUGCACUAUGUUGGUUUUCUCAUGGUGCAACUCAAUUAUAUAAUCAAGGUCAAACAUUCAAGGUCGGGUGAAUGCUUGUAUUUCUGAUAUUGCAAGGAACCUCUCCAUUUGUAUAAUAAUGUGAAAUGUGUAGUGAUAUAACAUGCCAAUGUUGUAUUUUGCAACAUAUUCCCAUAUGUUUAUAUGUUCAUGAAAUUAGCGUAUAUAAAGAAUUGAAUAUGUACAUUUUGUAAUUCAAAAUAACACAUUUGAACUUGGGUUGUCCUUGUUUACACUUUAAAAAAACUAUUUAAUUGGAAUCAGAAUGUCAUGUCAAGUGUUUUACUUGACUUUCUGUUUUUCCAAAUUUGUUUUUCCUUUUCUUUACUUUAGCCAUAAUAAAAGAAAAUACAAGAUUAUGAAGAAAGGAGUUUUACUUUUGUGUGUUGGUGAAAGCUGUUUUUUGACUGUUUACCUCUGUGCCGAAUGGUAGGAUAAAUAAUUGAAGAGGAGGGGUGUAGGGGUUUGGGUGGUGUUUCACCUUUUCUAAUGAUCCUAUGGCAUUCUGUUAUGAAUCGAGUGUUCAUUAGUUACUUUGAAGUAUUAUUUAUAAAGAGGCAUCUUUAUAUUUUACUAUGUAAUGCCUUGUUUGUCAUAUAAUUGCUUUGUUCAGAUAUUUGUUACAUACAUAUUUACAGCACAUUAUAGAUGGUAUUUCCUUGCAUAGAAACAUUUCUUAGUUAAUUAACUUCUCCACAGAAACAUCAUCUUCAGAAGAAACACGUUCUAGUGUUCACAACAGUGUUGCUCUAAAGAGGUUGCAUGGUGUAUAACAUGAAAGAGGUUAUUGCAUGUUAAAGAUGGCUGUAGUAAUAGUGAGGCUAUUAUUAAGUUUUUGAGUUAAAUUGACAUAAUGAUUUAUUUUAAGUUUACACUUUGUUAUGUACUAUAAUAUACUGUUAAUCUAUGUUCCCAUAAAAAUCUGACAAUAAACUAUAAAAUAUUUCA